This is a messenger RNA of Anopheles coustani, 2715 nucleotides long. RefSeq lists its product as uncharacterized. Gene Ontology annotation, cellular component: nucleus. The record is from RefSeq and is a predicted model, not a curated record. Lineage: Eukaryota; Metazoa; Arthropoda; Insecta; Diptera; Culicidae. Gene Ontology annotation, biological process: RNA processing. The transcript has a single exon. Gene Ontology annotation, molecular function: mRNA binding. Bases 1 to 2664 code for a protein of 887 amino acids.
AUGUCCAACAUGCUGCAGAUAGCGCCAGAGGCGAUGGAGAAGGAGCCGGUAACGGUGAUCCCGGCCGCCGCCAGCAACGAAACGAAGAUAGAGUUGACGUCCACCACCGCCACCAGCAGUCCAACGUCGACGACGACCGAGGUCGUGUCGGUGAGAACGAUGAUCGAAACGGCCACCAUGACCGACGGCGAUCAGGAGGAAGGUCUGGAAAGUGAAAGCGUCGGCACGGCGACAGAAGCGGUGGAGGCUGAGAUGAAGUUGUCGGUAAGCGUCAAGGAAUCGGUAGAAGCCGAAGAAGAACCGGACACGCUGUCCCCGCUGAUGACGGACAACCAUACGUUCCUGCAGCAUCAGGAGUUAUUGCGGGAGGAACCGCUAGCCCAGGACGAGCAGCUGGGUGACGAACCGGGCAGCAGUAGUAGCAGUCCACAGCACUACCAUCGCCACCAUCAUCACCACGGGCAUGGCGUUGAAGAGGUGCACGACUACGGUAUCUACGACGACGACGAGCAGGUGGACGAUGACGCCGAUGACGACGAUGAUGACAUCGAGGACGAUGAGGACGAGAUGUUCAUGCGCGACGAUCACGCCAGUGGCAUCACACCGGAACCCAACAUGAAGCACUCGGACACGAAGGACUCGAUCAGCUCGAUCGACAGUGAUGUUUCGCUGUCGUACGAUCGACGUAGUGUCGCUGAACAGCUUGCCCGUCGGCAGAAUGAUCAAGAGGACACCGGUACCGGUUCGUCCGACGACGCGGCGAAGGAUUCGGGCUGCGAAAUCACAAAACAAAUGGGUACGGGUGCGGGAGAGGAACCGGAACCAGGCACCGAGACCGGUGCGCAUGACGACACUGAAGAGGACACUUUCGAGAUCCCAGAUGAUGAGGCAUGCGAGAAGAUCGUCGAGCAGGUGGAGUUCUACUUUUCCAACGAAAACAUCCUGAAGGAUGCGUUCCUACUGAAGCACGUGCGUCGCAACAAGGAAGGCUUUGUGAGCCUAAAGCUGGUGUCGAGCUUCAAGCGCGUUCGCCAGUUGACCAAGGACUGGCGUGUGGUCGGAAACGCCAUCAAGCGCAAGAGCACCAAGAUCGAGGUCAACGAUCUCGGCACCAAGAUACGGCGGAUGGAUGCACUUCCGGAGCACGACGAAACGACGCCAUCGCGUACGGUGGUUGCUACUGGACUUCCGUACGACAAGUAUACCGUGGAGAAGGUGUCCGAGCUGUUCUCCAAAUGUGGUGAGAUCUCGUUGAUUCGUGUGCUCCGUCCCGGUGGGCCAAUUCCGGCAGACGUGCGGCAGUUUAUCAACAAGCAUCCCGAGCUGCAGCAGAACGAGUGCGCACUGGUGGAGUUCACCGAAUCGGCAUCGGCACGUCGUGCCCAGGCGUUGACGGAGUUCGUCGUACUGGAGCUGGUCGCCCCGAAGAAGAAGACGGGCAAGAAGGCCACCAACGUGACGAAGUUUGUGGAGAGCUACAAGUUUGCGGCUAAUCAUGACAUCGAGCGAAGUCGUGGCGGAGAAGGCUUUGACCGUUUUAAGAUGCGCCGCGGAUCAUCUGGAUUUUAUCCGCGCGCCACCGAUAUGCUGGUUAGUCCGAUCUAUCAGCAGCAGCCGCUGCAACCGUUGCCGAUGCACCACCACGGUCACCACCAUCAUCACGCACACCAGGUACUGCCGAUGAUGACAGCUCCGAUGCAGACACCGAUGCAGGCGCACCACACGGAUCCACACCAACAGCAGUCGCCCCCGAUGGCACCGCAGUACAUGGUGCAGACUGGUCAGUCACGCAAAUACUCCUUCGGUAACGAGCAGUACGAAUGCUUCCAGCCCCAGCAACCGCAACAGCAGCGUCGUUCCAGUGCGUACUCACUUGGAUCCGAGGCGUCGCGUAAGUUCUCGAACUGCUCCGAGGGCUACUCGAGCUGCGGUGAGAUGUCGCGGCGUACGUCGGCCUGCUCCUCGGAGGCCAUGUCUCGCCGAACGUCCGCAUGCUCAUCGGAGAUGCCCUCGUCUCGGCGUUCGUCCAACUGCUCCGACUUCUGCUCGUGCAACGCACGUCGCAUCUCCCAGUGUUCGAGCGAUCUGAUGUUCCGCCGGAUGUCCCAGUGCUCUCAGAACGAAGUCCACACGGGUCAGCGCAAGUACUCGGUUGGUUCGAGUUACGACCGAAAGUACGCCAACUCGCCAACCGAUCUGCUUCAACAGCAGCAGCAGCAACAACAGCAGGUGCAACAGCAGGGUCAUCUGCUCCAGCGGCGCAUCUCGAUGGACUCGACCGGGCCGCAGUACGACCGCAAGUUCUCAUCCGGAUCGAUCACCGGCUACCAUACGGAUAGCCCUAACAUUUCGCCCCGUAAGUACUCCUCAACGGGCGGUGGCUUCGAUCCGCUCCGGAAGCUGUCCAACGGUUCGGACCAGUACUACAACGGUCGCAAGAUCUCCACCGAUUCCGGGUACGACCGGCGAAUCUCGAUCGGAUCGGAAUGCUCCGGACCGAGGUCCCGUGCCGGUAGCAUCCUCUGCAGUCACGUCAACGCUGGCAACACUGUCCUGCCGACGACGGUCAGCGAAGCUGUCGUGCGCACACCGAUCGGACCGGAUGGAAGCAAGGGUUUCGGGACACGCACCCGACGCAUUGGGCAGAUCGUUCCGCCGGCCUAAGUCCCGCGGGAGGUACACGAGCAUGUUCACAAGCGCUACCAACUGCCCUUC